GUCCAUUGCAACUACAUGCAAAGGCUCCACACUGAAAACAGUAGCUUCCUCCUUUUCUAUUCUGGUUUUGUUCACAAAGCACCCUCCGUAUAAAUACCUCCUCCAUAGAAGUCAAUCUGCAUCACUCAUAAAAAAAUAAACCACUUCAGCUCUACUACUUAACACUAUGUCUACCGAGAAGAACAUAUAUAGAUCGAAGAAAGCCGAGGAUCGAGGUUUGCUGAUGCUGAGGCUGGUAAUCGGGAAGCUAGUGCACAAGAGUCUCUCGAUCUUAGCAUCUAGAGGCCCUCUCGAUCACCAUCGUCGUCACAAUGAUUUCCAUGAAGAAUCGGAAGUGACAACGGUGGUGCCAGGAGACAUUAAAGAAGGAUACUUUGCAGUUUUUGCUGUCAAGGGGAAUGAAGCAGAGAGGUUUGUGGUCAAAUUGGAGUCGUUGAGUAACCCUGAAUUUUUGAGGUUACUGGAAGAGGCCAAGGAAGAGUAUGGAUUUGAUCAGAAGGGUGCUCUUGUAGUUCCUUGCAGGCCUGAGGAAUUGCGUAAGAUUUUACAAAACUGCAGGAGGAAUAAGAGGAGUAGUAGAACAUGUAUUAAUAUUAAUUUUACAGUUAUACAAGGAUAUUAGGUAGCAACUCAAAUGAAACAAAUUUUCAUGUAAUUUUCAAGGUACGUAAUUAUUCAUGCAUAAUCUUUCUUUUUGUGUUCUUUUGCACGGUGUGUAGAACAAACUACACGGAAAUAAGAAAAUUCAAUCAAUCUUAUAUGAUGAUUUCUUCUGAGGCUAGUAGGGUGGGUUGACUAGGUUAUAGGUAAGGAGUAAGUUUAGUAAAGAGGGUUUUUGUUUUCUUUUUUUUUUGACAAACGAUCUUAACUAUAUUAAGAGAGUGUGGAAUGGGCUGAGUCUCACAAUGAAUAGUUUAUAUUCGUCUUUUGAGAGAAUCGGACCUAAAACCUCUCACUUACAAAUGAAGAGGAAUAUCAAUAAAUCGUAGUACUAAGUGGCAAGUUAAAUCAAGAGUUCUAUUCUCUUUCAUUGUGACAAAAA
Molecule: messenger RNA, 1042 nt
Organism: Malus domestica (apple)
Lineage: Eukaryota; Viridiplantae; Streptophyta; Magnoliopsida; Rosales; Rosaceae
Source: RefSeq, a predicted model, not a curated record